Molecule: messenger RNA, 1128 nt
Organism: Trachymyrmex septentrionalis
Lineage: Eukaryota; Metazoa; Arthropoda; Insecta; Hymenoptera; Formicidae
Product: U3 small nucleolar RNA-associated protein 15 homolog
Exons: 3
Coding region: 147-1106 (319 amino acids)
Biological process (GO): positive regulation of transcription by RNA polymerase I; rRNA processing
Cellular component (GO): nucleolus
Molecular function (GO): protein binding
Source: RefSeq, a predicted model, not a curated record
UUUUAAGUGCGAAAAUUUUGAAGAUUUCAAGCAACGCGAACGAACCUACUGUUCUAUCUUGGAAACUAUCAUAAAUAUUGGAUACGCCGAAAAUCUUUCGAUAAUACGCAUUUUGUACUAUUUUUAUAGACUUGAUAACUUUGAGAAUGACGUCGUUUAAGAAAAUAAAUACCAAAGUGUUUGCCCGAACAGGACCGGAAUUAACUGAGGACAAUAUAUAUUGGAAAAAAUAUGCGCCUCCAGUUUUAAUAAAAGAAUUUGGUCCGAUAGACUACAUUGAUUUUUCGCCAGUAGAGCCACAUUAUUUCGCAACAACCUGCUCAGUACGAGUACAACUGUAUAAUCCUAUCACAAAAUUAGCUACAAAAACUUACAGCAAGUUCAAAGAAGCUGCAUAUGGAGGUUGUUUUCGUAGAGAUGGCAAGCUGUUGUGUGUUGGUGGAGAAGAAGCAGUGAUUAAACUCUUCAACAUCAGUUCAAAUAGCGUGUUGCGAAUCUUUUCUGGACACAAGGCUGCAGUGCACAGAGUUUUCUUCACAGCAGAUGAUGUUCACGUUGCCUCAUUUUCAGACGAUAAGACUGUAGCUUUGUGGGACAUACCUAGUGAAAAACAAUUGACAAGCUUCAAUGAACAUACAGAUUAUGUCAGAGCCGGCGCAGUGAGUCCUGUAUCCUCUGAUGUGUUACUAUCCGGCGGAUAUGAUAAAAUUGUGAAUAUGUAUGAUGCCAGAACGAAUAAGAAGGUAUUUAGUGUUAAUCAUAACGCACCAGUAGAAAGUUUACUCUUCUUGCCGACUGGAGGAAUAUUUCUAUCAGCAGGUGGGACAGAUAUUAAAGUAUGGGAUGCUCUCGCGGGUGGUAAAUUGGUUGCGAAAAUUACACAACAUCAUAAAACUGUAACUUGCCUGAAAAUUGCUUCUAAUGGUCAUAGAAUACUGUCUGGUUCGUUGGACAGGCAUGUUAAGGUUUACGAUGCUGGAACAUAUAAAACUCUUCAUGCUUUGGAUUAUCCUAAUGCGGUUCUCAGCAUAGGAAUUAGUGUAAGCAGAACAAAUUGUCUUUGCCAUUACCGCGUUAAAUCUACUGUCACAUCUAUACUUAUUUAACCCGGGAAGUCGUCUGGAAUAU